Oryzias latipes (Japanese medaka) is the source of this 6137-nucleotide messenger RNA. It is a transcript of the gene cmip, whose product is annotated as c-Maf inducing protein. Gene Ontology annotation, cellular component: cytosol; nucleoplasm. NCBI's taxonomy places the organism in Eukaryota, Metazoa, Chordata, Actinopteri, Beloniformes, Adrianichthyidae. The record is from RefSeq and is a predicted model, not a curated record.
GACACGCGGCUCAUCCGCUCGCCUCCUCUUUGACGUCAGUCGGCGAUCACAUGAACGAGCAGCGGCCAAUCGGCGCGGCGCAGCGGAGAGUGCACGCUCCUCUUCACACCGAGACAGAAAGGCGAAUUCAACGAAACCGAGGCAGCGAACGGACACGAAAGCCCACGGAGGGACCGCACAGCUGCCGCCCGAGGAGACCCCCGCGCGCGGCGCCGCUCCCCCGCCGAGGAUUACCGCGUUCGGCCCCGGAGGGGCGAACGGAUCGGAUAAGGCCAUGGCCCUAACACACUGAGCCGCUCGUUGACGGUUCGGGGGGGUGGGUGGGAGUGAAGACGCACCGUGGAGACAGUUCACGGGCUUUGUGCGCGGACGGAAAUGGUGGAUUAUCGUGAAGGGCUUACAGAGACCCCCCUGCGCCUGGAUCUGCUGCUGUGAAACCCGCGGCUGUGCGUGGGCCCGCCGCACUAACUGAAGAAGUGUUGUGGCGGUGGGUCGGUAGGUACCCCCACCCCCUCCCGCGACCUUAUCCGUGUCUGGUUUUCGUUUUUCUCUCGGCUGGGCCCCCCGAUGGCGGAGUCCUGAGCCCCCCGGCGGCUCCAAACGUUCGGACGACCAAGUCUGCUGGAUCAGGGGAGAUGGAUGUGAACGGCGGCGGGGAGCUGCACAACAACCAGUUCUACCAGUGCGAGGAGAGCAAGCCGCUGCUGGGGGAGAUGUCGGAUGGCCACAACAACGCCAAGCCGGGCGCGGGGCCCUGCAAGCGGCCCCUGCACCACUGCAGCAGCAGCGGGAUGCGCUACAAGCUGCUGCACGAGGGCGACAUCCAGGUGUGCGUGCUCAAGCACCCGCGCACCUUCCUCAGCAAGAUCCUCACGUCCAAGUUCCUGCGGAGAUGGGAGCCGCACCACCUCACGCUGACGGACAGCUGCCUCAGCUCUGCCACACCCACGGGUUAUAUGGAGACGUCGUUGUCCUACAGCUCCAUGGAAGACCUGCAGCUCCUGUCCUGGGACAAUGCACCCAAGUACUGCAUCCAGCUCAGCUUCCCCGGCGGCACCGUCCUGCUGCAGGCUGCAAACAGCUACUUAAGGGACCAGUGGUUUCAUUCCCUGCAGUGGAAGAAAAAGAUCUACAAGUACCGUAAGGUCCUCAACAACCCGAGCCGCUGGGACGUGGUGCUGAAGGAGAUCCGAGCGCUGGUGGACAUGGCUCUGAGCUCUCCUCUGCAGGACGAAUCCAUCCAUCAGGCUCCUCUGCACAUCAUCUCCACCCUGCUGGCAGAGAACUCCAGCCUCAGCGCUCAGGAUCAUGAGAAUAUCAUUGUGGCCAUCGCUCCUCUCCUGGAAAACAACCACCCCCCUCCUGACCUGUGCGAGUUCUUCUGCAAGCACUGUCGCGAGCGGCCGCGCUCCAUGGUCGUGAUCGAAGUCUUCACGCCUGUGGUCCAGAGAAUCCUCAAACACAACAUGGACUUUGGGAAGUGUCCGCGGCUGCGCCUCUUUACUCAGGAGUACAUUCUGGCUCUGAACGAGCUGAACGGAGGGAUGGAGGUUGUCAAGAAGUUUGUCCACAGCAUGCACGGCCCCACAGGGCACUGCCCUCACCCGCGAGUCCUGCCAAACCUGGUGGCUGUGUGUCUGGCCGCCAUCUACUCCUGUUACGAGGAGUUCAUCAACAGCCGCGACAACUCCCCCAGCCUGAAGGAGAUCAGGAACGGCUGCCAACAGCUGAAUGACCGCAAGCCCCCCAUGCCGCUGCGCCUGUUGCGUCCAGAGCCACCAACGCCUCCUCCUGCUAACCUUCUGCCGCUCGCCACCACCCCCAGCCCCCCUCAGCCACCCCAUCCUGCCCCGACAAACCCCCCCAUCCCCAUCUCCUCUCCGACCCCCUCUCUGCCCCUCUCCCCUCCACCCUCCAUCGUGAACUCCAGCGAGAUCCUUGUGGAGCUGGAGCGCAACAACAACUCUGCCAACGUCAAGAAGAAGGCCGGCCCGGCGGGGGGCGACAGCGAGCCCAACCUGAUCGACUGCCUGCUGGUCAGCCCCGCCGUCAACACUCUGUCCAUCCAGCUGCCGGCGCAGGCUGACCGGGUCUUGGGCUGCUUCGCCCUCAUUCUGAAGAUGCUGUCAGACUAUGACGACUGGAGGCCGGCUCUGGCCAGCCUGCUGCAACCCAUACCCUUCCCUAAAGAAGCUCUGGCACACGCCAAAUUCACCAAGGAGCUGAAGUACGUCAUUCAAAGGUUUGCUGAGGACCCGAGGCAGGAGGUUCACUCCUGUCUGCUCAGUGUGCGCUCAGGUAAAGACGGCUGGUUUCAGCUUUACAGUCCAGGGGGCGUGGCCUGCGAUGAUGACGGGGAGCUGUUCGCCAGCAUGGUGCACAUCCUGAUGGGCUCCUGCUACAAGACCAAGAAGUUCUUGCUGUCUCUGGCUGAGAACAAGCUGGGCCCCUGCAUGCUGCUGGCCCUGCGAGGGAACCAGACCAUGGUGGAGAUCCUGUGCUUAAUGUUGGAGUACAACAUCAUCGAGAACAAAGACACGCAGCUACAAAUCAUCUCCACCCUGGAGAGCACCCAGGUGGGCUUCCGCAUGUACGAGCAGCUCUGCGACCGACAGCGAGAGCUCAAAGAGCUGCAAAGAAAAGGUGGCCCCACCCGGCUCACUCUGCCCUCCAAGUCCACGGAUGCCGAUCUGGCUCGCCUGUUGAGUUCGGGCUCCUUUGGAAACUUGGAGAACCUGAGCCUGGCGUUCACCAACGUCACCAGUGCCUGUGCGGAGCAGCUCAUCAAACUCCCGUCGCUCAAGCAGCUCAAUCUCUGGUCCACACAGUUUGGCGACGCAGGGCUGAGGUUGUUAUCGGAGCACCUGGCCUGCCUUCAGGUUCUGAACCUGUGUGAGACCCCCGUCACGGACGCCGGGCUGGUGGCUCUGAGCUCGAUGAAGAGUCUGUGCAGCCUGAACAUGAACAGCACCAAGCUGACGGCCGACACCUAUGAGGACCUCAAGGCCAAACUGCCCAACCUAAAAGACGUGGAUGUUCGGUACACAGAGGCCUGGUGAUCGUCCACAAUCCCCCGCCCCACUCCCCGUCUACACCCACGCACACACACACAAAGACUGAAAGGCGAGGCCAUGCUUCAUCCAGGAAGUCAGAUGUCGUUCUGGCGCCAGGAUCACGACGUUUCAUUCAGCUUCAUUUUGCCCCCUUUAGUGAAACCAGACCAAGAGGUCGAAUCAGAACCACUUCAUGGACCGUAUACUCCCAGGGAAAUACUGUACAACGAGAACUUUGAGGACUUGAGUGACUAUGCGAGGCCUUUGUCUUCAGCCUUUCAAGUCUUUUCUUUUCUAAUACAACCUGAAUUGGGUUCCUGUAAAGGACACGCCCCCUGCUUUUCGCCCUGUUGUGCAAUGACGGAGGCUCAAUCUCUGAACGAUCAAACGGAUCCAGGAUGUAGCUCCGCGAACAGACGUGUCCACAUGAGAGCGCCUCUUCGGAUUCUCCUUCUCAUCCACUGGGAAGAUGGAGGUGCUACCUUGGAGAAAGAAGAUUGUGCCUAACCCCUUAUGUAAAAGCAAAGGAAAAAAAAAAAGAUUUUUAUCAACGUGAAUUAACAUAUUUUUCCAGAUAUCUGUGCUUUCGUAUGAUACAUUUCUAUAAAUGAAGAGACGACCCACGAUGCGUUACAGGAGCUCUGUAGGAACACUUUCAGUGUAAAUAAAUCCCUACCCCGUUUUGCAGAACGCAGUAGCUAGGUGGGGAGGUUUGGGACUGCCUCAUAUUUAUAUAAUCAGCUGUUCAAGGCCAGAGACCUUUUAAAAACUCGACCCCAACGCCAACAAAGAGGACAGCCACCGGCGGACGUGUCUGUGCCCGAGGGGGAUCAUGCACAGGCCAUCACCAGCUGAGAGUUGUAUAUUUUCAUAUCCUCUGCAAGAUUUUUUUGGGGGGGUGGGGGGUUUGGAGGACCUGCCAAACCCGGUCCUGGAGUUCAGCUGCUUUGUGAAAUUGUUUCCCCCAAGGCGUGGAUUCGACCCCGGCUGCUUGGACGUUGAUUUUUACCCGAACUUCUGCUGUAUUUAUACUCUACUGGGAAGUUUUUAGGCUUUCGUAACCCUUCGCAGCGGGCGGGACGGAUCUCAACCACACGUUGAGUCUGGGUGCUGCAGCAGGACACGCCGGUGGAAGGGUAGUGUCUACAUUCCUUUCAAGCGGUCUGCCCAAACGCCAGCGGCCAUCAUUGGGUGUAAAGAAACGGUCUGACUGCAUCCAUCCGUAUAAUUUAUUCGAGUUAGUCUUUAGAUGUUUGGACAGGACGCCGUCCACAAGACUUAUUUAUUGGGUGCCAUGACGGUUUUCUGUCGGUCCGCAGACUCGGUUUGUGUUUGGGUCUCACUUUAGACAUCAUGCUCUUUCAUAUCCUGUAUGAUGUAUAUACACGUGUAAAUAGUGCUUUCCUCUUUUUCAAUCCCUCUUUCCUCCCUCUCCCCUCAGUCGCCCUCUGCUGGCGGUCUGUUGUUGCCUUCAUCUGUGUGGUUCUUUUUGUUUUUUUUUUCACACAAAGUGCACUGUAAUCUGAAAAAAAAAAUGUUUCUGAUGCAUCUUAAUAGUUUUUAAAUGUUUCUUUGAUUUGAUCACUUAAAGGUUUCCUGUUUUUUUCUUGCACGUUCAUCUAAUCUUUUUAUUUUGUAAGUGUUCUUUUAAAAAAAAAAUGGUUUGGAAUGAUAAAAGUGGUUUAUUCACUUUUCCAUCACAGUUCAGGACUGAAGAGGAGCAGUCCCGUCCGUCCAGAGCUUUUAUCGUGUUGCUCGCGGCGGUUUAGAGACUGAAGCUGACACUUAUGUUCUAAUUGUGGUCUUUUUUUGUUUUGUUUUUUUACAAAGAUGCAAAUGUUCCUCGUUUCCUAAACAAUUUUUAGAUAAUCAUAUCAGAGGUGGAAUCCACUGAAGCUUUUUUUUUUUUUUCUUUUCUUCAAUAAAGCUGGUGGUUCCACAUGUCGACGAGCAGAAAACUUUACUGUCCUUUCUUUUGAUCCCUGAUGUUUUUGUCCUGUUUGCCACUUUGGGAGGGGGGAAAAUAUCCCGAAAGGAGAACUCAUUUAAAAAUGUUUAUCCAUUUAUUGUGAUAAUCCAGCCAGCAGCCGGUUAGUUUAGUUUAGCAGAAAGACUGGAAGGGAGAGAAACCGCAUCACUUGACACGAAGCUUGAAUCUUCAUGUUCAGUUUGGUUCUAUGCUGGUGCUGCUAGAGGCCAGCAGGGGGAGCCCAUUCUCCAUCAUUAGUCAGAAUAAGCAUUAAAGAAAAAACUAUUAACAGAUGAAACUGAUAAAAAUGUCUCUAAAAGCUUCUGUAGCAUCAAUUUGGUUGUGUUUUUUUGGCAAAUGUAAUAGUUUAGGAGUCACAUGACAGGAUUAACCUUACAAACACGGACUUUGUUGAAACCAAUACAUAAAAAAAAUUAAUUUCCUUAAAAGGUGCUGCAUACUGCUUUAUAUGCUUAAAAACUCUGUUUUCGAUUGUCGAUAAGUUUAUCUUGAAAACUACUGUUACUACACACUUACUUUUGCCAUAGUAACCAGGCAGUUUGUUAUUGGAGCUGUCGAUCUAUGACUUAUUGCUAAAAUAGGAUGCUACCAUUUUUACAGGAUGUCCAAGUAGUUUUUUACAGAAAACGCGGAACAGAUCUGGGCUGUUGGAGGUGAAUCCAGAUGAAAAGAUUUUGUAAAAAACCUUCGCAUUAUUUGGACAGUGAACGCAUCGUCAGAAAAAGUUUUGCUGUUUGAUCAGCCGGUUUCACGUCAGCAUUCCGACAACAGAACAGUGUAAUCAAGCUGUUGCACAUCUUUUUCCGCCCCAAACAUGAAGAAAAUGGAGUGGUUGCUAUGGACCAUCACCUUCAUUCAAGCCAACAAAACUGUUAGUGAGGUCCAGGUCCUGAGAACCAUGCAGGGUUCUCCGUGGUUCUCUCUUUUCCAGUCGCAUUGAUCUGCUUCUCCUGCUGGGUUGUUAUUAUAUAAUUAUUAUUAUUGCUGCUGCUCCGUGGCUGUUGUAAUAAGAAUACAAACAUCUUUGACAGGAAGAGUAACAACUAUGAUGUGAAAUAAUUUCAAUCAAAAAUAAAAUUGUCUGUGAAUGUUUA